This is a messenger RNA of Pungitius pungitius (ninespine stickleback), 1920 nucleotides long. Its product is annotated as S-antigen protein-like. NCBI's taxonomy places the organism in Eukaryota, Metazoa, Chordata, Actinopteri, Perciformes, Gasterosteidae. The record is from RefSeq and is a predicted model, not a curated record. The coding region runs from base 597 to 1796 and encodes 399 amino acids. The transcript has 10 exons.
AGGCACUGCCUCCAGUGACCGCACGUCACUGCUGCCCACUUCCGUUCUACCUACUUUUGAGAAACCAGUAUCUAACCAGUAUCAAAAGGUGGAUGGACCACCUACACAGACCUAGACGGACCCAGAACGCCUCACUGUGACUCCAGAGAAACGACUUUGGGCAAAAGAACGUUUCACCACCUUCCAUCUUCCACCCUUCCAUGUUACACCAUUCCAUGUUCUACAUUCCACGUUGCAUGUUCUGUUCUCCACAACAUAAGAACACACCCUGGCAGUCAGUUAGUUGCCAGCCUUGAAACUGCACCCACAGAAGUUUUUAACAUGUGGGCACGUAUAUCUGCGUUUUUCAGGCACCGCAAAGCCGACGAAGCUCAAGGUAAGUGAGGAAUCCAGACAGACGUCUGCGUUAACUGGUGUUGAUGGUUCAUUGGACUUGUCAGGUGGAGAAGGCUGGGUACCUCGAGUAAACCUUUGAGUAAACCUCUGAUUCCUACAGUUGGGACUGUUUUCAUACUGUUUGUUUUGAGUCUGAGGCGUGAAAGGAUAAAAGAAGACUGUUUUAAUGCAGUUGGUGACUUUAGUUCACUACAAAAUGAAUGUUGCUUUCUGUUUUUUCUCAUCUAGAUGACAAUACAUCGGACGAAGAAAGCGAUUACUCUGAUGAUGAUUCAGCGUCCACCUCAGCAGAACCUGGAAGCUGCAACACCUCUGUGGAGGUCGUUGGCAUGAGAGAUGACAAGAGGAAGGUCAUCGCUGCUGAGGGCGGACCGUUGAGGCUGGUCACAGAGGACAACGAGGACAGCGAGGAGGAGACCGAAAAAAAUGAGUCUGAGGAGGCAGACGAGCCUGAGGAGGCAGAUGAGCCUGGGGAGGCAGACGAGCCUGAGGAGGAAGACGAGCCUGAAGAGGCAGACGAGUCUGAAGAGGCAGACGAGUCUGAGGCCGACGAGUCUGAGGCAGACGAGUCUGAGGCAGAUGAGCCUGAGGAGGCAGACGAGUCUGAGGCAGACGAUGAAGAACUGGAUGACAUCAAGGCAGGAGGAUGGCUAUCGUAUUUCCACCUCCGCAAAGCCGACAACGUACCUGCAAGAGUUAAAAAAGCUCCAUUGUACUCAUCGGACGAGAGUUCAACAUACGAAGAGGAGAUUCAAGAGGCAGCCGAAAACCCUGAGGGUCACUUAGCGUCCACCAAUGUCGAGUCUGGGGCCAACAAUGAAGAACGGAAUGACAUCAAGGCAGGAGGAUGGCUAUCGUAUUUCCGCCCCCGCAAAGCCGACAACGAACCUGCAAGAGUUAUAGAAGCUCCAUUGUACUCAUCGGACGAGAGUUCAUCAUACGAAGAAAGCGAUAACUCUGAUGAUGAUUCAGCGUCCACCACAGAAGAGACUGAUGACAAUACAUCCGACGAAGAAAGCGAUUACUCUGAUGAUGAUUCAGCGUCCACCUCAGCAGACACUGGAAGCUCCAGCGACUCUGUGGUGGUCGUUGGCAUGAGAGCUGUCAAGAGGAAGGCCACCGCUGCUGAGGACGGACUGAUGAGGAAGAAGAGGCUGGUCAUCAUCCCUCGAGACAGCGUGGAGACAACCAAACAAAGAAGGUGCAUCGGCAUGAGAGCUGUCAAGAGAAAGAUCACCGCUGCUGAGGACGAACCGAUGGGCAAGAAGAGGCGGGUCAUUGAGUUCAGUGAGGAGGAGAACAAACAAAACUUCAAGGACUUCCUCCAGAUUUGCCUGAGAUUCAACCCUUUCACAGGCCCAACGCUGGAGCAGCUCAAGAAUCACCCAUGGCUUAGAUGAUCGGAAAAGACUGCAAACCUAUAGCUAAAAUUACUUAGGGAUGCACUAAAAUACUAACAUUUAGAUAUACACAAAUAUACAUAUCCACUAACAUUUAUAUACACACAAAUAUACAUAUAUAUAU